GCUGCGCCGGUGCCCGGCCCGGGCGCAGCGGUCGCGGCAGCCUGCGGGCUUCAGGCUGCGAGCCCCGGGGCGGCGGCGCGGGGCGGCAGCUGCCGCAACGCUGCGCGGGCGAGCAGGCGGGAGAUGCCGAAGCUGCGCGGGGAAGCCUUCUGGAGGGAGACGCUGCGGAGCGCCCACUACGUGGUGGCGCCCAUGGUGGACCAGAGCGAGCUGGCCUGGAGGCUGCUGAGCCGCCGCCACGGCGCCCAGCUCUGCUACACACCGAUGCUGCACGCCCAGGUCUUCCUCAGGGACGCCAACUACCGCCGCGAGAACCUCUACGGGGAGGCCUGUCCCGAGGACCGCCCGCUCAUCGUGCAGUUCUGUGCCAACGAUCCUGAAGUGUUUGUCCAAGCAGCACUGUUGGCUCAGGAUUACUGUGAUGCCAUAGACCUAAAUUUGGGUUGCCCCCAAAUGAUUGCAAAGAGAGGUCACUAUGGAGCAUUUCUGCAAGAGGAGUGGGAUCUUCUUCAGAGAAUGAUUUUACUGGCUAACGAGAAGCUCUCUGUUCCCAUCACAUGCAAAAUCCGCGUUUUCCCAGACAUUGACAAGACAGUGAAGUAUGCACAGAUGCUGGAGAAAGCUGGCUGCCAGCUGCUGACUGUGCAUGGCCGUACUAAAGAACAGAAAGGACCACUUGCUGGCGUGGCAUCUUGGGAGCACAUUCAAGCUGUAAGAAAAGCUGUAAACAUUCCUGUAUUUGCAAAUGGAAACAUCCAGUGUCUCAGCGACGUGGAAGAAUGCAUACGUAAGACAGGAGUACAUGGCGUCAUGAGUGCAGAAGGUAAUCUUCAUAACCCAGCUUUGUUUGAGGGCCGGAACCCAUUGGUGUGGGAGAUGGCUGAGGAGUAUCUGGAGAUAGUGCGGAAGUACCCUUGUCCAUUGUCGUACGUUAGGGCACAUCUCUUCAAGCUCUGGCAUCACACGCUUCAAGUUUACCAGCAGCUGCGUGAAGAAUUAGCAAAAGUGAAGACUCUAGAAGGCAUCGUAGAUGUCAACAGGGAGCUGAAACUACGAUGCCAGGAAGAAAUAGCUAAUCAGAAAGAAGGAGAAAAGCCAAAAGAAGGGUUGCCUUUUUUCCACUGGAUCUGUCAGCCAUACAUCAGGCCAGGUAAAAACGAGGAAUCCCACUGCAGCUCAGAACAAGAACCUGAUGUGUAUGGAAUAUGCUACCUGACACUGCUUUAUUGUUUCUUGAAACAUGAAUGUUGCUGGCCAAAGGAGAGAUGUAGGGAGAAUGGAGAUAGUGGAACUGAAAAAGGUGUGCGAGGGAAACGUGCUCUGGAAGAAGAGGAAGAUGGAAAUUCUGAGCUUCUGUCAAAGAAUAAACAAAAAAAGAAGUUAAGAAAUCCUAAUAAAAGCUUUGAUCCAUCUUUAAAACCCAAAUAUGCAAAAUGUGAUCAAUGUGGAAACCCUAAGGGCAAUAAAUGUGUGUUUAAUAUGUGCCGAGGGUGCUGUAAGAAAAGAGCAUUCAAGGAGGUAGCAGAUUGUCCAGGUCAUGGAUUACUUUUUAAGACCAAGUAUGAAAAAUCUCUUUCAUGGCAGCACAGUCAAAGAGGAAUUCAAACCCCAGACAUCAAUCAGAGAGGAGAUGCACAGGUGGGGGAGACAGCAGUGCUGAAGGAGGCUGCUGACAGUACAGGGUGAAGCUUUGGAAAUGAACAGCCCAAGAGCUCCUGCCAGACCACUACUUCCCUGGGCCAAAGAAUGUGUCAUCUCCAGCUCACUGUCAGCUGUGUGAACUUGUUCCACAUGAUUAAGUUCUAGAAAAUUUUUAUUUAAGUAAAAAAUUGCUUUUACUCAGGGAAUUAUCCUGCAUUUGAAAUAAAAGAGAUGCAAUUAAAUGUCUCAUGCUGCAUUUGAAA
Molecule: messenger RNA, 1904 nt
Organism: Parus major (Great Tit)
Lineage: Eukaryota; Metazoa; Chordata; Aves; Passeriformes; Paridae
Gene: DUS1L
Product: dihydrouridine synthase 1 like
Exons: 14
Coding region: 124-1686 (520 amino acids)
Biological process (GO): tRNA processing
Molecular function (GO): tRNA dihydrouridine synthase activity; flavin adenine dinucleotide binding
Source: RefSeq, a predicted model, not a curated record